This is a messenger RNA of Macaca mulatta (Rhesus monkey), 3172 nucleotides long. It is a transcript of the gene ACOT11, whose product is annotated as acyl-CoA thioesterase 11. Gene Ontology annotation, cellular component: cytosol; cytoplasm. Gene Ontology annotation, biological process: acyl-CoA metabolic process. Gene Ontology annotation, molecular function: lipid binding; long-chain fatty acyl-CoA hydrolase activity. Lineage: Eukaryota; Metazoa; Chordata; Mammalia; Primates; Cercopithecidae. The record is from RefSeq and is a predicted model, not a curated record.
GAAGAGAGGCGGGACGCGGGGUGAUAACAGCUGGCUCUGGUGGGCGGGCAGGAGCUGGGGAGGAGGAGCAGGAGAGGCCCACAGGCUUCAUUUGGAGCGGGGCCUGGCUGUUGCUCAGGUGACCAGCUUUUGUCUCUGGGAGGGUGCUGCUUUCCCCGGCCACCCGGCGCGAUGAUCCAGAAUGUCGGAAAUCACCUGCGACGGGGGUUGGCCUCUGUGUUCUCCAGUCGCACAUCCCGGAAGUCAGCCUCACGUGCAGGGAACGACAGUGCCAUGGCAGACGGCGAAGGAUACCGGAACCCCACGGAGGUGCAGAUGAGCCAGCUGGUACUGCCCUGCCACACCAACCAACGCGGCGAGCUGAGUGUCGGGCAGCUGCUCAAGUGGAUUGACACCACGGCCUGCCUGUCCGCGGAGAGGCACGCUGGCUGCCCCUGUGUCACAGCUUCCAUGGAUGACAUCUAUUUUGAGCACACCAUUAGUGUUGGACAAGUGGUGAAUAUCAAGGCCAAGGUGAACCGGGCCUUCAACUCCAGCAUGGAGGUGGGCAUCCAGGUGGCCUCGGAGGACCUGUGCUCUGAGAAGCAGUGGAAUGUGUGCAAGGCCUUGGCCACCUUCGUGGCCCACCGAGAGAUCACUAAGGUGAAGCUGAAGCAGAUCACGCCACGGACAGAGGAGGAGAAGAUGGAGCACAGUGUGGCGGCCGAGCGCCGGCGCAUGCGCCUUGUCUAUGCGGACACCAUCAAGGAUCUCCUGGCCAACUGCGCCAUUCAGGACGAUCUGGAGAGCAGAGACUGCAGCCACAUGGUGCCGGCCGAGAAGACUCGUGUGGAGAGCGUGGAGCUGGUCCUGCCUCCCCAUGCCAAUCACCAGGGCAACACCUUUGGGGGCCAGAUCAUGGCCUGGAUGGAGAAUGUGGCCACCAUUGCAGCCAGUCGGCUCUGCCGUGCCCACCCUACGCUGAAGGCCAUUGAGAUGUUCCACUUCCGAGGCCCGUCCCAGGUCGGCGACCGUCUGGUGCUCAAAGCCAUCGUGAACAAUGCCUUCAAACAUAGCAUGGAGGUGGGCGUAUGUGUGGAGGCCUAUCGCCAGCAGGCUGAGACCCACCGGCGCCACAUCAACAGUGCCUUUAUGACCUUUGUGGUCCUGGACGCAGAUGACCAGCCCCAGCUGCUGCCUUGGAUUCGGCCCCAGCCCGGGGAUGGCGAGCGGCGGUACCGAGAGGCCAGUGCCAGAAAGAAGAUCCGCCUAGACAGGAAGUACAUUGUGUCCUGUAAGCAGACAGAGGUGCCCCUCUCCGUCCCCUGGGACCCUAGCAACCAGGUAUACCUGAGCUACAAUAACGUCUCCUCCCUGAGGAUGCUCGUGGCCAAGGACAACUGGGUGCUGUCCUCGGAGAUCAAUCAGGUCCGCCUGUACACUCUGGAGGAUGACAAGUUCCUCUCCUUCCACAUGGAGAUGGUCGUGCAUGUGGAUGCAGCCCAGGCCUUCCUGCUGCUCUCGGACCUGCGUCGGAGGCCAGAGUGGGACAAGCACUACCGGAGCGUGGAGCUAGUGCAGCAGGUGGACGAGGACGAUGCCAUCUACCACGUCACCAGCCCUGCCCUUGGAGGUCACACAAAGCCACAGGACUUCGUGAUCCUGGCCUCGAGGCGGAAGCCUUGUGACAAUGGGGACCCCUAUGUCAUCGCGCUGAGGUCGGUCACGCUGCCCACACACCGAGAGACGCCAGAGUACAGACGCGGAGAGACCCUCUGCUCAGGCUUCUGCUUCUGGCGCGAGGGGGACCAGCUGACCAAGGUGUCCUACUACAACCAGGCUACCCCAGGUGUUCUCAACUAUGUGACUACCAAUGUGGCCGGCCUCUCCUCUGAGUUCUACACCACCUUCAAGGCUUGCGAGCAGUUUCUCUUGGACAACCGGAAUGAUCUGGCCCCCAGCCUCCAGACCCUCUAGAUGCCCUCAGUGGCCACAUCAUGCCCACUCCCACUCCAUCCUGCCCCCAAGGACUCACAUACAGUGCCUGGAGAAAGCCAAAGGCCUUUAUUUCUUCCUGCCUCCCCGUGGGAAGCCUCCGCCCUGGAGCCCGCUGGGCCACCACCCCGGGGUGCUCAGUUUCUGCCAACAUCGGCCAGCAAGUCCUUGCGGUGCCCCUGGGGCAGCCUGUAGUAGACUCGGGUCCUAUCCACAGCCCUGGCUGCCAGCAGCGCUGUCCUCACAGAGGCAUAGUCGCCCCCCUCUGGGCUGUGCUCCACUGUGACGGUGGCCCGGGGGGAGGAUGCCAGCAGCCUGGCUAUGGCUCCAGCUGUGCUGUGGCCCAGCAGUAUGGCCUGCAUCUGGAAGGACACAGGUUGCCAAAGCCCCUGGCACAGCUCUAGCAUAUCUGUGAGCAGAUGUUCUCUGUAGCCACUGCCCAGCACCUCCUCAGGCCAGCCUGGUGCCACAGUCACAUGGGGGAAGACCUCAGCCACAGCUGUAAGCAGCUCUCUGCCAGCCACAUGGCCAGGGACCGAAAAACUCCCGUGGGAGAUUUUGGCCCCAACCCACACAGGCCAAUGCAAGAGGCCAAGGCUGGAGAGGUGUGCCAGCAAGGCCAGGGACGGCCGGAGGGCUGUGGGCUCUGCUAUUUGCAAAUGGAUGCCCCAGUGUCCGGGACGUGUGGCCAGCUGUUGCAGGCAGGACUCCAGCGUCAGGAUGCUGCCACUUGGAGCAUGAACAAUGGGCACGGGGUUUUCAGCCACAGUUCCCUCGAGGCCAGUGUUCAGCAGGAUCAUGCCUUCUGUGUCUGGAAGAGGCGGCAGGGGCAACAGGGUUUAGGAUUUGGGUUAUCAUAGGUUUUAGAGUCCCUUGUUAAAGGGGCAGUGGGAGUUAUGGAGUCAUCAAGGAUCUUGCCUUUCUGGAAUCUGUCAACCCAUUUUUGGGCUCCAGGUGGAUGGGUUGCUUUAUAAAUGUGCCUGGUGCGUGAGAAACUCUUGCUUCAGCUCUUGGCCUUUACCCAUGACUCAGUCUGGGGGCUGGUGCCGGCCUUGCCCGUAGCACUGUGGCUGAGGACUGGUCUGAAGGCCAGGAGCCCUGUGCUCUUGACAUCACUGUAGUCCCUCGCCCUCUCCCGCAACCCUGCCCCACCUUGCAUCCAGGGUAUGGUGUAAAUAAACCCGUGUUGUCAUGGCAA